UCCAUACUCUAGAGGAAUGUACAACAUAGUCAAGAAUCUCGAUUUAAACUUAUUUUGUCCGAACUGAACUUAACCAAGACCCAAAGGAACUCUCUUAUCUUGUACUUCUGGUUGACAGAACAAUACCAUACCAUGAACAACAAAAUGAAGACGAAGAAGAAGAUAAACCACCAGAUUCUCUAAACCCCACUUCCUCCAUUACCAAAGAUACCUUCUUCCCCAAUUUUUUAGGGUUUCUAAUUUAUCUUCGUAUAUUCUUUCUUUGUCUUCUCUUCCUUCCUUUAAUGGCGAUUUUCUCUCACUUCACUCUCUCCUCCACUUCUCCUUACCUCCAUUUUCUCUCUCCUCCCGCCAUUGUUGAACCUCACUUCAUCUUCAGCCCCCAAUUUCACCGCCUAAUUAUUCCUCCUUCUGCUCAUUCUAACCCUAAGCUUUUGAAGCCCAAUCGCCGCUCUCCGUUCGGCGACCCGCUUCCUGUGUACGAUUCUGAUGAAGAAGAAGAUGAUGAGGUGGAGGUUCUGGAAGAUUCGAAUUUGAUUUCUGGUGUUGUGAUUGAUAAUGUUGAUGAUGAUGAUGAUGGUGGUGUUCCUUGGUUGAAUGAUGAUGAUGAUGAAUUUGCAGAACCAGCAAACCUGAAUAGUGGUGAACAAAGAUCUAAAUUGUUGGCUGCUACCAAGCUGAGACCAGGAACCCGGAAAAAGACAAGUAAUGUGGGCACAAAAGCGGAUGGUAAAGGGAAGUUGGAAGGAAGGAAAGGUCCAAAGAAAAAAUAUCCACAGCUAGCAGAGGAAUUUAGACUUGAUACUAGAUGGAUUCCCCUUCUUGAUUAUCUGAGUACCUAUGGGAUGAAAGAGUCUCAUUUUGUUCAGAUGUACAGAAGGCACACAAAUGCUUUUCAUAUUAAUGUUUUUUCUGCACGGGAAAGGUUGGAAUACUUGAUGAAUGUUGGCGUCAAACAAAACGACAUCAAAAAGAUACUAUUAAGGCAACCUCAACUUCUUGGGUAUACUGUGGAUAGCAAUAUGAAGUCCCAUGUGGCAUUUCUGGUGGAUUUAGAUAUUCCUGAAUCCAAGAUAGGGCAAGUAAUCACUGUUGCUCCAUCUAUCUUUUCAUAUAGUGUUGAAAAUUCCCUGAAGCCCACUGUAAGAUACUUGAUUGAAGAGGUUGGGAUCAAGAAAAGUGAUUUGGGCAAAGUUGUGACUUUGAGUCCUCAAAUUCUUGUUCAGCGGGUUGACAUCUCUUGGAAUGACCGCUAUGAUUUCCUUUCAGAAGAGCUGGGUGCACCUAAAGAAAGUAUUGUGAAAAUGGUUACUAAACAUCCCCAGCUUCUUCAUUACAGCAUUGAAGAUGGAUUAUUGCCCCGGAUCAAUUUUCUGAGGAGCAUUGGCAUGCAAGAUCCUGAAAUCUUGAAAGUCUUGACUAGCAUCACACAGGUACUUUCUCUGUCACUGGAGCGAAAUCUUAAGCCGAAGUAUAAGUAUCUAGUUAAUGAACUUCAAAAUGAAGUUCGAUCCUUAACGAAAUAUCCCACAUACCUUAGCUUAUCACUGGAACAGAGAAUUCGUCCUCGGCAUAGAUUUUUGGUUUACCUGAACAAAGCACCAGAGGGACCUUUUCCUCUGAGAUCUUUGGUUCCGACUGAUGAAUCCUUCUGUCAGCAGUGGGCAGGUACUAGUGUGGAUAAGUAUAUAGCGUUCAGGCAAGGCAUGAUGCUCAAAGAGUUUGCAAAGAAAUAUGAAAAGCAAGGUUGAAUUGGGUAGUUUUAACGUAAAUGGGACUAACCAUAUUGUUGAGCUUUCUCAUCAUGACACUGAUUUUGAAGACGUGUAUAGUCAAAUUUUGGGUACAUACUAUUUUCAUAAACUAAUGGAAUUACACUGAUUCCCGACUUGUUUAUAUUUGUAUUGAAAUAGACUGAAGGCAACUUUGUUGCUCCUGUGAUCUCCAAGCAAACUGUGGUAUUGCUAGGUCCAUUUUUCGAGGUUAAUACUAUCAAGGUCUUAAUUGUCUUGAGUUCAGCUGUAAUCACAACAGUGCACACAAUCAAUACAUAGUUAUCAUACAAAUGUCUUUUUUUGGGCUCAUGAGUACUCUUUAACAGCAGCAGCAGAUUGUAAAUUUUGCUGAAAAUCGUCAUAACAUGUCAAUGGUAAAUUGGUGAUUUUGUUUCAUCAGAAAGCUUAUGCGCAUGUUGUUUGUCACUACACAUCAUAUAUCUGUAAGUUGUAACAUAGAAGUUCACAGCAUUUUGUUGAACACAACAAGCAAUAGUUGUGUAGUUGAAUUAGAGAAACAAUAUGGUGUAUACUACUGUAUGUUGUAGUGUUAUACCAACAAAACGA
Chenopodium quinoa (quinoa) is the source of this 2342-nucleotide messenger RNA. RefSeq names its product transcription termination factor MTERF9, chloroplastic. The record is from RefSeq and is a predicted model, not a curated record. Gene Ontology annotation, molecular function: double-stranded DNA binding. Gene Ontology annotation, biological process: regulation of DNA-templated transcription. Bases 285 to 1751 code for a protein of 488 amino acids. The transcript has 7 exons. Lineage: Eukaryota; Viridiplantae; Streptophyta; Magnoliopsida; Caryophyllales; Amaranthaceae.